UUUUAAAACCUAACAUAAGUAUGUAUACUUUUUUACUUACUUCCUUUUCUUCCAUUCAGACUAUGUUUACUUUAACCUUUAAACUUUCACCAAAUCUUAACGCUUUCUUCAGAUCAAAUCAACCGCAACCAUUGCCAACCUUGCCACGUGUUUCCUUCGUAACAAUAUUUCACCAACAACCGGAAACCCACCUUUGGUCCCUUGAGCAUAAAAGAGUACAAUGCCUCACCCGCAGGCUUGCAUGGUGAUUGUAUCGAAAAGGGUCUGGUACGAAGGACCAUCGUAUUUUUUAUUCUAUCCACAACACAUAAUCACACAUAUGUAACAAUGGAAAACUGAUCCAAUUGUUAACCGUACAUACUGGUUUUCUAAUGUCAUCGUUUAAGUUUAUUUAUCUCAUCAAUCUUAUACAUUUAAACGAGCAAUUCUUGUAUAUAUAUAUAUAUAUAUAUAUAUAUAUAUAUAUAUAUAUUUCUGUGAUCUCGGAAACGGCUCUAACGAUUUCGCUGAAAUUUGGUAUAUGGGGGUUUUUGGGGGUAUACAAUCUAUCUAGAUUAGUCUUAUGUUUGGGAAAACGCGUGUUUUCGAGUUUUCAUGCGUUUUUAUUUCGACGCAGAAUAUGGUCGCUAAUUUCGUGUUGUCGGCCACUGUCCGUUUGGUCCAGCGGGUUAAGACGCGGACUGCUAAACGAGUGUUACGGGUUCGAAUCUCGCCCGGUGACUAAAUUUUGUUUUUUUUUAUAUGUUCAAAUUUAUAUAUUACAAUAAAUAGUUAUAACCGAGCAAAGCUCGGUCGCCCAGGUACUAAAAGCUUAAUUGUGUAGUAACAAUUCAUUAAAAGGAAAAUUUGAACUAUGUUUUUAUGGAGAAACGAUCCUCCAUUAUCCUGAUUUUCCUAAAUCAAAUAAAUACGAUCAAACAAACAUAUAUUAUAAACUAAAAACGAAACACAUACGCUUGAAGAUAUCUGGCAGGACUACAAAUGCAUAUAUUGGAUAUGUCUAUAUAAAAGUAUCUUUUAUUUGACGACCAGCCUGGCCUAGUGAGUAGUAGACCCUGCCAACGAAGCCGAUGGUCCUGAGUUCGAAUCCCGGUAAGGGCAUGUAUUUGUGUGAUGAGCACAGAUAUUUGUUCCUGAGUCAUGGAUAUUUUCUUUGUAUUUUAACCUCUGUGCAUGAUAAGGAUCCGUGCGUGAGAAUACUGGGAAUUUAAAUCUAUUAUUUUUUAAUGCCAAGGUCACUUUUUAAUGAUCAAAUUUCACAGACCGCAUACAAGGGGUUAAGUAUUUGUAUAUUGUAUAUAUCGUUGUCUAAGUACCCAGAACACAAGCCUUCUUAAGCUUACCGUAGGACUUAGUCAAUUUGUGUAAGAAUGUCCCUAUAAUAUUUAUUUAAAAUUAUUUAUCAAAACUGUUAACAUAUACGUUUAAGCGUUUCCUGAUUGCUUGGUGUAAAAUCCGGCUUCCUUUACUCGUAGUUUACAAAGCCGCAGGUAUAAAACAAUCACAUCCUUGUAAAACCGAUUUGUUGAUAAAUAAUACACACGAAUAACAUCAGCAACGUAAAAAUUCAUAGUGAAGCGUUUUUACAAAAUACACUGUCAUACCAACGAUACAUCGCAAGGGAAUCACCAAAGAACAUAAUAGCAGCGACCACGUACUUACACCAAGACAAUCAAAACGACGUUUGAGAAUUUUACAUCAACGAAGGGACAGCUUACGAGUAUAGCAUCAUAUAUUAUCGACUUCGAAGUAUUGACAUCCAGAACUGACUCAAAGUCUAUAAACAUAACUUAAAUUACGACGCUUUCAUGAGUUCAACCCCAAUUCAGUAAUGGAACUACUGCUCCUUAUUAUUCUUAUAACAACAACCGAAACAGUUGACAGAAACACAAUAGAAUAUUUUCAAAAGCAUCAAUGCUAUUUAAAAGAUGUGCUAGCCAGCAUUCACCACAGUCCAAAUCAACUGGCCGUCAACAGGAGGACAAACUCGCUGUAUUUCAGCUCAGACGUCGACGGUGAAUAUGUUCCUGUGAUGCUUGACAUUGAUAGUAAAGACCUCAGGCUCAUCAAAGGCGUUAAGGACGCUUAUGCUAUAGCUAGCAACAACAUCGACGACGAGAUAUACUUCGGAGGAAGCAAUGGCAUCCACAGAUACAAACCUGUCGAUAAAACUCUUACGAGCUUAGCAAUCACAAAUUUAGAUAUCUGGUGGCUAUAUUUCAAGAAAAACAUAUACUUCAUCCAGUUCCCCCAUUUAAAUGUGUACGUGUACAAAGAUAGAACGAUUAAAGUGGUCCGCCAACUGAAAAACACGCAAGUGAAUCAAUUUGUUUUUGAUAGAGAAGGUUACAUUUUUUUUGUGAACGUGUCUGGAUUGUACGGUGUCAAGAAAUUUUCACACGAGCAUGUCUUAUUACGCGCUAAGCCUCAAUUUCUAGGCAUGGCGUCAGAUAAUAAAGGUGCAGUGUUUGUGAGCAGUGACAGUGCUAUAUACGUAGUGAACAAGACCGAUCAGAAAGUUAAACGGGUAGUGCGGGUCCCUGGAGUGAUGGCUAUGGCGUUUGAUAAAGAAAACCAUUUGAUCUACUCGGACGGUCAGGAGUUGGUGCGACUGUUGGCGGUAACCGAAACGAGUGAAGACGGAGACACGUUCUUUUGUAAUUAAAUUUUGUGACGUGUAACUGAAAAUUGGAUAGGAAAACAUUAAAAAUGAAGUCGUAUAUUAGUACCAUUGAGUAUCACUAUAGAAAAGUCAUACCAAACAAUGAAAUUGUCGCAAUCGCAACUUGUACCACGCAACAAAAAUCUCGUAAGCGCCUAAUUCAUGGCACUUCGCUUCUUUGUUAUCAAAACAACGACUCAUGGCGCAUACUACUGGUUCUCUGUGCCGGUUCUACAGGGUGACAUUAGCCAUUGGACAAACCCUGAAAUCCCACGUAGGGUGACUUCUCAGGAAUGCUCUGACGUUAAUAUUUUUUUUAUUACAACAAAAGAUAAAAAAAAAAAUUUCGAACAAAAGUUAUUUACAAUAAUCGACAACAAAAAGAAACACACUGUGUUAAUAUUUGGCAGUGUUUUUGACAAUUUGUACGAAAUAUUUGAUAAUGAUGACAUUUUUCAAAAGUCAGAAGCUUAUUAGUGUCAUAAAUAAAAAAGAGAAUCAAAAAGGUCGAAGAAGGUUCCAUACUAUUCUUUGAGGAUAUUACCUUAGGAGCAACUAACACAUACAGCUGCUCCAAAGUAUAAAAUGGUAAUUUGUUAAUUUCUUCGAAACCGCUUGUUAUGAUACUUUGUACACUGGUUCUAAACACCCUUAUGCAUAUGUACAUUUCGGCUUUGUCCAACUGCUAGGGACACACUGUAUACGCAGUAAUAAUAGUUCAAUGAUUAAUACCUGCUCGUAGUCAUCUAAGCGCCACUUGCACCAUCCCACUAACCCAUCGUUUACCCGUUAAAUCGUUAACCGAGUGUCAAAUUGUACUGGUAACCAUGAUAAUUCCAAGUCUAACCG
Molecule: messenger RNA, 3511 nt
Organism: Cydia pomonella (codling moth)
Lineage: Eukaryota; Metazoa; Arthropoda; Insecta; Lepidoptera; Tortricidae
Product: ommochrome-binding protein-like
Exons: 1
Coding region: 1832-2665 (277 amino acids)
Molecular function (GO): protein binding
Source: RefSeq, a predicted model, not a curated record